This is a messenger RNA of Xiphophorus hellerii (green swordtail), 2549 nucleotides long. Its product is annotated as alpha-amylase 1-like. Gene Ontology annotation, biological process: carbohydrate metabolic process. The coding region runs from base 58 to 1530 and encodes 490 amino acids. The record is from RefSeq and is a predicted model, not a curated record. NCBI's taxonomy places the organism in Eukaryota, Metazoa, Chordata, Actinopteri, Cyprinodontiformes, Poeciliidae. Gene Ontology annotation, molecular function: alpha-amylase activity; cation binding. The transcript has 9 exons.
UUUUAUUUGCUCAAACACACAUGGGGCCAGUCUAAACAGGUGUGCUCUAACUGUAACAUGAAGCUGUUCAUUUUAAUAACCCUGUUUGGGCUCAGCCUCACACAGCACAACCCCCAUUUUAAGCGUGGAAGGACAACAAUUGUUCACCUAUUUGAGUGGCGCUGGUCUGACAUUGCUGCCGAGUGUGAACGCUUUCUAGCUCCAAAAGGGUUUGGUGGUGUUCAGAUUUCUCCUCCAAACGAACACAUUGUUCUGGACCAGCCAUGGCGGCCAUGGUGGCAAAGAUACCAACCAAUCAGCUACGAUUUAUGCUCCAGAUCAGGCAGUGAGGAGGAAUUUAAAGACAUGAUCAUCAGAUGCAACAAUGUUGGGGUUAAUAUUUAUGUGGACGCUGUCAUCAACCAUAUGUGUGGAAGUGGUGGUGGAGAGGGAAACCACUCCUCAUGUGGAAGCUGGUUCAGUGCCAGCAAAAAGGACUUUCCAAGCGUCCCGUACUCUGCUUGGGACUUCAAUGUGAACAAAUGCAGAACGAGCAGUGGUGACAUAGAAAACUAUGGAGAUAUUUUUCAGGUGCGAGACUGCCGUCUGGUCAGUCUUUUGGACCUUGAUUUGGAGAAAGACUACGUCAGAGGCAAAGUGGCUGAGUACAUGAACAAGCUAAUUGAUUUAGGUGUAGCUGGAUUCCGAGUGGAUGCCUGCAAGCACAUGUGGCCAGGUGACCUGGAAAAUGUUUACGGUCGUCUUCAGAACCUCAACACAACGUGGUUUCCCAGGGAUUCCAAACCUUUCAUCUUUCAGGAGGUUAUUGAUUUGGGAGGUGAGGCCAUCUCUUACACUGAGUAUGUCCAUCUGGGCAGAGUGACAGAGUUCAAAUAUGGUGCAAAAUUAGGAAAAGUCUUUAGAAAGUGGGAUGAAGAGAAACUGUUUUACACAAGGACCUGGGGAGAAGGGUGGAGCUUCAUGUCUGAUGGCAAUGCUGUUGUCUUUGUUGAUAACCACGAUAACCAGAGAGGUCAUGGGGCAGGUGGCUCAUCCAUCAUAACUUUCUGGGACUCCAGACUCUACAAGAUGGCAGUCGGGUACAUGCUUGCUCACCCCUAUGGAGUGACAAGGGUUAUGUCUAGCUACAGCUGGAACAGAAACUUUGUGAAUGGAAAAGAUCAGAAUGAUUGGAUGGGCCCUCCAAGCAACACUAAUGGAUCCACCAAGUCUGUUUCUGUUAACCCAGAUCAGACAUGUGGAGACGGAUGGGUGUGUGAGCACAGAUGGCGUCAGAUCACAUGUCCUUCCUGCAUUGUGUAUUUCCACUCCACUGGGACAACUGCUCGCCAUCACGUUGCAGCCACUUCAGUUUCACCUCAGUGCCGUGCUGGCACCCCUCAUCCCUCCAUCCUCACAAUUCCUCACUCUCUGCUGCCUGUCUUCCUGUCCCAUCAGCCUCUCUCUCUUUCCCUCUCUCUCUCGGUGUCUCUCCGUCUCCACCUUCCCGGCCCAACUGCUGAGCUUCUGUCAGCAGAUCUGGACCAGUGACACUGGAGCGCCAGCCACCAGAGGUGAGACUGCAAAGGUGAUACCUGCCAGAACAUUCAGCUCAUCCCAGUUGUCAUGACAACGGUGCACAUGGCUAAGAAAAAUGAGGAUCUCUUGACAGCCUAAUAGAAAGAGAAAGGGCUGUGGGGGAGAAGGGGAACAAACAUGUAAUAUUGAACAUAAAACGUUUAAGAAUGGAUAAAAUGUAGUUUGUAGUUUGAGCCCUUGCAAUAUAUUUAGUUCCUCUAGUUUAAAAAAAUGCAUAGAGAAAGCAUUAAAAAACAUACUUUGUGCCUUAUUACAUUAGACCUGAAAGUAUCUUAGACAUUGUGGCGUUUUAAAUGAAUGAGGGAAAACAGUAGGUCAGACAAUGAGCGCAGAAGAAAUGGCUGAAGGAGACUUUUGCACUAGACAAACCUCAACACGUUGCAGAUGCUAAAUUAUUGACCUCUCCUUCAUCUUUCGGUCUGGCAACUGUGCAGACCUGUAUCCUCAGAUUAGCUACAGAGAUGUCAGCAUCGCAGACCAGCUUCUUUGCUCCUGUCAUCCUCACUGAUGCUUUCUGACAUGGCUGUCAACGGUGUCCCCAUCCUGUUUUAUAUUUCAUAUGGUGCACCAGACCUGUCUCGAAUGAGGUAGUCAUCAACCUAAAGAUAAAUGCAUGUUUAAAGUUUACUGUACUCAGCUUUUUCUUAAAGGGGAAGAUAAGAUGAUAUUUCUAAACCCUGAAAAGACUGUUUAGUAAAAUACAUAAUCAACAUAACAUAUGCACAAUCAUGUGUUAUUGUGCAUAUGAUACAUUUACAAAAAAUUGUAAUACUUGUUUCUUUGAUAAUAACUGAGUCAAAUGGAAAAUAUGAAAUAUGAGAGCUUAACUUAUGGUAUUUGUGCACGGUCCUACAUUUUCAACAUGCAGCUGUCAUAGACAAAGCAUCAAGCGUCAAGACUUGUACUGUAUGGCUUGUCUGAUUUCAGAUAGAGAUCUGAUUUUUCUUCACUAGGGGGCAGUGUUGAAGCAA